Molecule: messenger RNA, 1087 nt
Organism: Lactuca sativa (garden lettuce)
Lineage: Eukaryota; Viridiplantae; Streptophyta; Magnoliopsida; Asterales; Asteraceae
Source: RefSeq, a predicted model, not a curated record
UUUCUGCCUCAAAAAUCCUGGUGCCAUCGACAAUGGUGACAAUGGAAACAAGGCUAUUAAUGCUUAUUACAAAACCAAGGAAGAUGUGCAAAUGAUGAAGAAAAUGGGUCUAAAAGCCUACAGAUUCUCAAUUUCAUGGAGUAGACUAUUGCCAGGUGGAAAAGCUAGCAUGGGCAUCAACCAGGAAGGUGUUGACUACUACAAUAACCUAAUCAAUGAGCUGAUAGAGAAUGGAAUUACACCAUGUGCCACUCUCUUUCAUUGGGACCUUCCCAAUGCCCUAGAGGAAGACUACAUGGGAUUUUUAUCUGAACUAGUUGUACUUGAUUUUGUGGAUUAUGCGGAAUUUUGCUUCUGGGAAUUUGGUGAUCGGGUGAAGCAUUGGAUCACAUUGAACGAGCCGUAUACCUUUGCUGCUAUGGGUUAUGCUUACGGGACAAUGGCACCUGGGCGAGGAGGAGGAGAUACCGAAACUCAGCAACCCGUACUCGCAUCUGGAAAUAGUCUUGGAACUCGUAAUCGUGCAAGAGCUUUCAACAAUAAAGAGGCUGGGAAUCCUGCCACUGGGAAUCCUGUCACGCUAAUACUGUCAGACUAUACAGAGAUAGAUUCAAGCCAAGGGGGUGUGAUCGGAAUUACGUUAAACACACAGUUUUACCAGCCACUUGAUCCAACCAGUCAGGAUGACAAGGAUGCAGCCAACAGAGGCAUAGACUUUAUUUUCGGAUGGUUCAUGAACCCAAUAUUUAAUGGCAAGUACCCCCAGAGUAUGAUAGAUAAUGUUACGGAUGGCCGUUUGCCUGAAUUCACAGAUAAGCAAAUCGAGUUAUUGACCGGAUCCUUCGAUUUUCUUGGGUUGAACUACUAUACUGCUCAAUACGCCACCACUGCAGCACCAACUGAUGUCGUCUCCUACUUGACAGAUAGCAAGGUCCAUCAACAGCCAGAUGAUCUGAAUGGGAUACCUAUCGGUCCACAGUCGAUUAUAAUUUGCUUAAAUUACAUCCAAUUUAUCAACCUAACAUGGUUUGUUUUGGUUAAUAUGCAAACAAAAAAAGAUAAGAAUGUCCUUGUUGUUGGCACGUGA